This is a messenger RNA of Manduca sexta (tobacco hornworm), 1170 nucleotides long. RefSeq lists its product as uncharacterized. The transcript has 7 exons. NCBI's taxonomy places the organism in Eukaryota, Metazoa, Arthropoda, Insecta, Lepidoptera, Sphingidae. The record is from RefSeq and is a predicted model, not a curated record. The coding region runs from base 1 to 1170 and encodes 389 amino acids.
AUGGUUGCGAGACGGGCGCGCGUGGAUGCAGGGGCUCGUGAGGGCGCGGGGCAUCGGGACAGGUUCAGGAUCGGCGGCGCCCUCUCUGCCUCCGUCGGCGGCUCGAAUGCGGGCGGCGACAUGUCGCGCGCACGCGCCGCGCCGCCGACACUCGCCACGCAGCCGCCGCUGACGACGCUGCUGCUGGCCGCGCUGCUCGUGCACCGUGUGGGGUGCGAGCUGACGCAGCAGGUGCCGUCGUUCGUGGCGGAGCCGCCGGCGCUGGUGCAAUAUUUGGCGUCGCGCGGGGUGCGCGUGCGCUGUACCGCGCGCGGAGAGCCUGCUCCCGCGCUCGCCUGGAUCACCGACGACGGCACACUACUCGACGACAGACCCGGCCUCAGGCGAGUGUAUAACAACGGCACGCUGGAAAUGUUGCCGACAAGCGCAUACUUGGGCGUAGGCGGCGGAGACAGCAGCACGAGCGUAGGCGGCGGUGGAGUGGUAACGCUGAGGUGCCGCGCCGCCAAUGCACACGGUGUCGUGCUCUCCCGUGACGUGACGCUGCAGCCCGUGCCAGAUGUAUCGUGGGAGCCGGUGGUGACGGCGGCGGCGGCGGCGGCGGGCGGCGUGGCGGCGCUCACGUGCGGCGCCACGCGACACGCGCAGUACGUGCGCGUCGCCGCCUGGUACCGCGCCGACAGAAUGCUCACCAUCGACGCGCCGACGCCAGGUAACGAGGAUGAUACGCGCGUCAGCCAUCCGCAGCUUACUUAUAAGACACCCAGCGUCACCGUACAUGUCACCAAAAUACAAAAACCCCGCUCCAGAAUGUUCCGCAUUAUAUUGAGAGGCCGCGCGGCCGCCGCGCCGGACACCGAUAAAUCUCCCGGACAGCGGGCGCCGGACGGCGGGCACCGGGCGGCGGCGCGGGCGACGGCGCGGGCGGCGAACUGCUCCAUUACUCACCGCCUGCCGUAUAUCUCGCGCGACAUCGCGCUGUUAAUUAAUUCCAGCUCCUUGAAAAUAUUUCACGUAAUAAGGGGACAAAUUAGCGCGCGGCAUUUGUUACCGGCACCUAGGCUCCCAGGCUACCCUCCCCGCAACCCGCCCCGCCCCGCCCCCUCGCCGCAGCUUACAUCCACCCGCGCCCGCUGUCGACUGGAUUUUCUUGAAACAGAGACGUUAUGA